Messenger RNA from Myodes glareolus (Bank vole), 2539 nucleotides. The record is from RefSeq and is a predicted model, not a curated record. Lineage: Eukaryota; Metazoa; Chordata; Mammalia; Rodentia; Cricetidae.
UGCGGGGCCCGAGUACUGGGCGCGCUGUGCUUGCUGCUGUCGGUGGGCUCGGCCGCCGCCUGCCUGCUGCUGGGCGCCCAGGCGGCCGCACUGCACGACCGAGUGGCGGCGCUGGAGCAGGAGCGCGAGAUGUUGCGACGUGCGGGGUCGUCCGGAGCCCUGACCGCCUGGGCCGAAACGCACCUGGAGCGCCUGCUGCGGGAGAAGUUGGAUGGAGUCGCCAAGCUGCGGACAGUUCGGGAAGCCCCCUCCGAGUGCAUCUGUCCCCCAGGUCCCCCUGGACGGCGCGGCAAGCCUGGACGAAGAGGCGACCCCGGUCCUCCCGGGCAAUCAGGACGAGAUGGCUACCCGGGACCUCUGGGUCUGGACGGCAAGCCAGGACUUCCGGGCCCCAAAGGGGAAAAGGGUGCACCGGGAGACUUCGGCCCGCGGGGAGCCCAAGGGCAAGAUGGAGCUGCAGGACCACCUGGGCCCCCUGGACCACCUGGGGCCCGGGGUCCUCCUGGUGACACUGGGAAAGAUGGCCCCAGAGGAGCUCAAGGCCCAGCGGGUCCCAAAGGAGAGCCUGGACAAGACGGCGAGAUGGGCCCCAAGGGACCUCCAGGACCAAAGGGGGAUGAUGGGAUGCCCAGUCAGCCAGGAAUCCCUGGACCCCCAGGGCCCAAGGGUGAGCCAGGGGAUGUGGGGCCCCAAGGAGAGAAUGGAGUGGACGGUGCCCCAGGAUUGAAGGGAGAACCCGGCCACCCAGGCACAGAUGGAACCACAGGGCCCCGGGGUCACCCAGGCCUCAAGGGAGAGCAAGGUGACACAGUGGUGAUCGACUACGAUGGCAGGAUCUUAGAUGCCCUGAAGGGUCCUCCUGGGCCACAAGGAGCUCCGGGGCCACCAGGGAUCCCUGGACCCAAGGGUGAACUUGGAUUGCCUGGUGCCCCAGGAAUUGAUGGAGAGAAGGGUCCCAAAGGACCCAAAGGAGACCCAGGAGAGCCAGGGCCAGCUGGGCCCAAAGGCGAAACAGGCGAGAUGGGCCUGUCAGGCCUCCCGGGUGCUGAUGGUCCCAAGGGAGAGAAAGGAGAGUCAGGAUCCGACCACCUACAGGAGAGCCUGGCCCAGAUCAUAGUGGAGCCAGGGCCUCCUGGGCCUCCCGGUCCCCCUGGACCUAUGGGCCUUCAGGGGAUUCAAGGCCCCAAGGGCCUGGAUGGAGCCAAGGGAGAGAAAGGUGCAUCGGGUGAGAGAGGCCCUCACGGCCUGCCUGGACCAGUUGGCCCACCAGGCCUUAUUGGGUUGCCAGGAACCAAAGGAGAGAAGGGCAGACCAGGAGAGCCAGGACUUGAUGGUUUCCCUGGACCCAGGGGAGAAAAGGGUGACCGGAGUGAACGUGGAGAGAAGGGAGAACGAGGGGUUCCUGGCCGGAAAGGAGUCAAGGGCCAGAAGGGAGAGCCAGGCCCACCGGGCCUUGACCAGCCAUGCCCCGUGGGCCCUGACGGGCUGCCCGUGCCUGGCUGCUGGCAUAAGUGAUCCUCAGACAUGGCUCCCAACCUGUACAGAUCCGUUUGGAUGUUUUUAACUUGUGUAAAAACAAAACAGUAAUAUAUUGAUCUUCUUUAUGGGAUGCGCCAACGGUGGCCUUUGAACAUUUGAGAGUGUGCCAACCAGCCCUAGGACAACCUACACAGGAAGUCGGCAGGAAAGCAGACAGGCCACUCUGGAGAGUCUUGUACUCGAGGGCCCCCGGCAGGGCCUGGCUUUCCUAGAGAAGAUAACGAAGGUGAAAACGCCUGGCUCAGGUGAGGCUGGACAGACUCCAGGUUGGGCCUGCAAUCACCUGAUUAGCAGAGACACACAACAACUUUCCCCUGAUGCCCCACAGCCCCAACAUCUCACUGUCCAACAAGACCCCCUUGGACGACUGCUGUACCUUCCUUCCUCUGGACCCUGCCACAGGCAGCUGCACUGAGACCCUGUGUUCAACAGGGCAAGCGACAAUUCCUAGAAUCCAGCACUUGGAGAGAAGGUGAUGGAAAGAACAAAGAGGGUCUUGCUGUACCCAAGCUCAACAGGCUUCCAAAAGCCACCCUGUGAGAGGAGCUUGUAUCCUCGGGCCUUGGGAAAUGGCAGGACGCUGUGAAUGCCUCAGUGUGGCAGCUCAGUGACCCCUGACUGUAGGGUUGGGAGACCCAGAUGCACUAGUUGCUACUUCUGGUCUCCUUCUCGCCUCACCCAAAGCAGGAACAGAAAAACUUUGUCAGCCCUGAGGAGAUAGGCCUCCUGUUCAGAGCUUGGGUCUCACUGGCCCCAAGUCUCCCACCUAGAACUCUGGCCAGCCUGGCAGAGACUGGCCUCCUAGUAGGUGGUACAGACACCAUGAACCCAAAGGCUGGUCCCUGCUAGCCGGAGCAAAACACCUGUGACAGAAACCCCUGUCCUCCGAGAAGGGGCUUCAACACUGCUAACAAAGGUUCCUAGCUACCCGCAUCAUCCAUGGCCUCCCAUCCCUCUCUGUGCCAAGGUGUGAGUAAUAAACCACACGUGUGUGUCUGGG